This is a messenger RNA of Lytechinus variegatus (green sea urchin), 772 nucleotides long. RefSeq lists its product as uncharacterized. The record is from RefSeq and is a predicted model, not a curated record. The annotation marks the transcript as partial. Lineage: Eukaryota; Metazoa; Echinodermata; Echinoidea; Temnopleuroida; Toxopneustidae. The transcript has 3 exons.
GAGUUUCAUUCUCUUAGUGGGCGUCACACAAAGAGGGUGGUAUGAUGAGCGCUUGUGAGACAUCUUAUUCUCAGUGAUCCGAUGUCAACUUCAAACUACAACGAAUCCCUCUUUGGUCCUUAAUGAAAGUAUUGAUAUAUCUACCAACGAUAAGAAAAGCUGCCCCUUGAAAAUGACUGACAACACGGCGGGAGAUGACGUCACAACUGAUGAAAAUGAAAUUGUUCAGGAACCUUCAACCGAAGAAGCCAAGGAUACUUCUGAAGAUAUACAGGAAGAUGGUGAUAAGGAGGUGGUGACGGAACAACCGAAAAAGAACAAGGGCGACGGCAAGAAAUCGUCUCGUAAAAAGAAACGUUCGAGCAAAGAUGGCUGCAUAUCUGCAGCGGCGGGGGUAGGUUCAAUAUCCAGGGACUACCUGGACGGAGCAAUCAACGCCGAGUACGUCGGCCCCAACGCCGACUGUAUGAUGUCCUGCGCCAAAUUCCCGGACGUCGUCACCAAAUGCACGUUAGAGCUAUGCAGCGCCAACUUCGUACUCGGGCUAAUCCUCUGCAAGUGCGGUCUCGCUUUGGACACGAAGAUCGUUUGUACCGACGACGGCAUGGAAGCCGAGGCCUUCGGGACUGGCGUGGAUUUCUCGGAAGGGAUUGCCGUUGGCGCCUUGGGCACGAAGAUCGGGAUUAUCGAUAAGAAGAAGAGGGAUAAGAAGUGGAAGAAGAAGAGGCAGAGAUGGCAGAAGAAAAAGAAGAAGGGGAAAAAGUCCAAAGAU